Messenger RNA from Magnusiomyces paraingens, 603 nucleotides. RefSeq lists its product as uncharacterized. Gene Ontology annotation, molecular function: phosphatidylglycerophosphatase activity. The transcript has a single exon. The record is from RefSeq and is a predicted model, not a curated record. Lineage: Eukaryota; Fungi; Ascomycota; Dipodascomycetes; Dipodascales; Dipodascaceae. Bases 1 to 603 code for a protein of 200 amino acids.
AUGAACGUUUCUGGAACUCUUGGAGCACUUCGGUUGCUCUACAAUCCCUCUGCAUUUCUUCCUCAUAUUACAAUUUCUACAUUUGCCGAUUUGCCAAUUCCCCUCCGUGCACCAGGAUCUAAAACACCAAUCAAAGUUGUGGUUCUCGACAAGGACAAUUGCUUUGCCGCGCCGCACACUGACGAAGUGUGGCCCGCUUACGCAGCCACGUGGUCUCGGUUACGAGCAGCAUACCCCGGAGCACGGGUGCUGAUUGUGAGCAACACAGCAGGAUCUUCAUCAGACCACGACGACAGUCAAGCUAAGCGACUAGAGGCUGCGACUGGAGUGGAUGUGCUGAGACACCAUGGAUCUAAAAAGCCUGGGUGUGGGGCUGAGGUGCUUGCACAUCUGAGGGAACAAGGACUUGCGGAGCGUGGUGCUGAGGUUGCGGUUGUUGGGGACCGGUUAUUGACUGAUGUUGCGCUGGCGCAUAGCAUGGGUGCGUGUUCUGUAUGGGUGCGUGAUGGAAUUGUUCCAGACACAAGUGUGUUUACACGGUUUGAGAAGAUGUUUUAUGAUUACAUGACUGGGGCUGGGUAUAAGGCACGGCCAGUGGAGUAA